AUGCCACAUUCAGAACAAGAAUUCAAGAACAAAAUCAUUGACAUGGAAGAAAUGUGGCAGUUUCCCUGCCGUUGGGCAACGCUUGAUGGCUGCCACAUUCCAAUAAAAUGUCCUCCUGGUGGUCCGGAAUCAAGCAAGGAAUAUCAUAAUUUUAAAAACUUCUCAGUUGUACUCAUGGCUAUGGUUGACUCUCAAUAUCAGUUCAUUUGGGGAAGUUGCGGUUACCCUGGUAACUCGCAUGAUUCUGUAAUUUUUCAGUCAGCUGACCUAUGGGCCAAAAAUUCAAGAGGGAAACUGCUUACCAAGAGUUGGGAAACAGGUUGGUAAUCAGACCAUUCCUCCACUUGUGGUUGCUGAUUCUGCCUUUCCUUUCACAACUUGGUUGAUGAAGCCUUUUACUGAUGCAGUUCUCUCAGAGAAGCAAAGGUAUUUUAAUUACAGACUCAGCCGUGCAAGAAUGGUAACAGAGGGUGCAUAUGGCCAGCUGAAAGGUAGAUGGCAUGUGUUGCUAAGGAAAUGUGAAAGCAGCAGUGAGAAGGUACGAAUUAAUGUUCUUGCCUGUAUGGUUCUUCAUAACAUCUGCCUUACCCAAAAGGACACUAUCCCAAAAAAAUUGGAUCUUUCAGUUGAUCCUAGUACCAAUGAGAAAUGA
This is a messenger RNA of Paramuricea clavata, 652 nucleotides long. The record is from the annotation of a GenBank genome assembly. Lineage: Eukaryota; Metazoa; Cnidaria; Anthozoa; Malacalcyonacea; Plexauridae.